AAGAACGCUGCGACACAGAAAAACGAGUCAUUUUUAUCUCGGCCUCGCAGUUCAUACCACAGAGGCGCCACAUUUUGGAUCCCAUACAUCUUAGGUAGAUGUAAACUUAUUUUUUCGGCAGUGCUUCAGAAUUUACCAGUUUUUGCGAUUGCUAUUCUCAGUAAAUGGUUAUACAACAUUUUUCUUCCGAUUGUGCCGUAAAUCUACGAUAACUGUGGAUAAUUUCAUGAUCAUUUAAAAAAACCUCCUUGUCAUCUCAAAAAUAACUUGAACGUACCAAAGCCUCUUAGUCGGGCUCUUAAUUCAUCAUUCCUGAAUCAUAUCCUGCAUAAACAUUAAAAGUAGGAAAAUCUUGUGAGACUUAAUCAGAACUAAACUUGAAUCUGAGUGCUUGAAGAGCCGGAUUUGGAGGGAAAAUGGAGGGACUACAAGCGUUUGUUAAAAAAUCUUUCGAAGGGCAGGAUGCGAAAUUCGUACCGAAGUCAUCAUCGACUUCAUCAACCACUUCAUCCACCGUCCGUGGUCGACCUCUAGCUAGCAUCCAAAAAUGCAGCGCCUGGCUCAGUCUCAUCAGCAACACAUCUGGAACGCUCGCCUCGACCUCCGGCUCAUGUGCAACGCAGCGAAAGGGUCGGCAUGCGACGACGAGCAGCGGAAUCCCAUCGUCGACGACCCUUGCGUCUUUUAUCCCCAGGAGCCGCGGGCUGACAGCACUUGGUCAGUCGCUGGGAGGUCCUGCUAAGCUGGGUUCGCCGCGGCAGGGGAUUGCGUUGAGUGAUACAGGAGUACUACGAGGAAGCGACGGGACGCUAGCCCACCCAGGCCUCCAGCCGAUCCCGUUGACCCCCGUCCGGAAGAGAGGUGUAGACUGCACCCUUGAUCAAACACAGCCAAAGAGAGUGAAGACGAACGAAAAUGGUGAUGAUGACGCAAAGUCAAAAGAAUCCGGUUCACCGAGUGGCAGUCCCGACAGCAUAGCCAUUGUUACGUCAGAGCAAAAUCGGUCAGACGGUAGGGCAGUCGCCACAGACAACGAUAUCACACUUCCCGCCGAUACUUUGUCUCCAAAUCUUCCGCGAUCGAAUCCAAAACCACUUCCCGAUCUACCUACUCCCCUAUCCGUCACCCGGCGAUCGCCUGAAUGUCUGCCAAACUUCGACGAUAUGUCGAUUCCUGUAACGAUCAACAUCAACGACGGCAUCGGCCCACUCGAUAAAGCGGGAAGCGACGUCGGUUGCGAUUCACCUCUGACACAUAACUCGGACAAUCGCUGCGGUUCGAUAUCGCCGUUGGAUGUGAUAACAUCGUCUGCCGGUGUAUCGGCUGGGGGAAUCAUGUCAACGGUCAGCCCAUCGUCGACCGCUGCGGCUGCAGCGGCGGCAGGGAAGCUGAAACAACGGCGAAGCAGGACGAAUUUCACCGCGGAGCAGUUGAGCGAGCUAGAGAAAUUAUUUGAUGAGACUCACUACCCAGACGCGUUCAUGAGGGAGGAGCUAAGUCGGAAGCUAGGACUUUCAGAGGCACGAGUGCAGGUGUGGUUUCAGAACCGAAGGGCAAAAUGCCGGAAGCAGGAGAACCACAAUGGUACUCCGAUUGGAAGCAGCACAACGGUCGACACAUGCCGGGUCGCCCCAUACCUCAGCAUGGGCUCACUACGAAUGCCGUUCGAACGCGUCCAAGAACAACUUCAACUCAACAUCAAAGGCCCCUCCGCCCCUUCCCCCUCCUCUCCGUCCUCCAUCGCAUCUCCCCUCUCUCCCACACGCGCCCUCCCGGCGACUGCAGCACCCCAUGUCCCUCUCCCGCCACCAUCCCUCCUAGCUCACGCUCCACCGUUCAUGUUCUUUCCACCGCCUCCCUACGCCUUCCCGCUCGCCACGCUCAUGGGGUCGAUGUUGGCUAGAGGCGCAUCAUCGGUGACCAGCUCGAGCAAGAGCUCGAGUAUAGCGGAUCUUCGGCUGAAGGCCCGCCAACAUGCCGCCGCUCUCGGGCUCCAGGCAUUCAUCACACCGUAGUGCUUGCCAGGAAGUUUACUACACCAACACUGAAAUUGAGGACAAUCCUAAACAAAACAACACGAUCAACGUAGUGUUUUGUAGGGGCAGAUAAAUUUUAUCAUCAUCAUCUAGAUGGAGACAGCCAUGACAGCCAGGACUGGCAAUUAUCAAUUCUUGUCCUAUAUCAAUAUGGCUCGUCGUAAUCUCUCAUAAGUUGACUCUAAACUCCUGUCGCAGUAGAUUCACGCCCUGACGAUCGUCGACGAAAUACGUUUCUCUGAUUGGUCAAAAGUUUGUUCCCAUAGUAUCGGAUGACCGUGAGUUUCGUCGUCUAGCGCCACCAUUGUUCAAUUUAAUGUUAUUUCAAACUGCAUGACUACCACAGGUUAAGGAAUGAUGGAGCACGAUUUUCUUUUCUAUUAUGUGAACCUCCAAUCGUGAUUUGUUUUUUUGAAAUCGUUGUUAACAAUUCGAUCAUCUAUUUUUUAAUGCUUUUAAAUUAAUCAUAUUCUAGCAUAGACCUACUACAAAUGAAAUCACAGGGAUGAGAUUCGGGGAGAGGGGAAUAGGGGGGGGGGGGGGGCUGGGAAGGGGAAGACAAGGGAUCGGGAUCAACCAAGUUAUUUCAAUUCCAUCACAAUUACGGAAUUUCUAUUAUUUUCUAGAACAUUUUAUUUAUUGAUUUAUUUUUUUAUUCAUUUAUUUUUUUAAAGUUAUUUAUCUAUUUUUUUUUUUUUUUUUUUGGGGGGGGUAACUUUAAUUUUAACUACAGAAAAAAAAUCAAAAUAUCUUAAUGGUAUAAAUGGGGCAUUGUAUACAAAAUGUAAACAAAAAAAGAUUAAUUUUACUACUAUAUAAAUGAUUUGUAGAAAUUAGCUUUGUAAAUACUUGCAUAGUGCUGGGCAUUGAAAUUGUACUAUUUUGUACUCCAAUAUGUUAUGUAUAUUAGGACUCAUUAAAAUUAACCCAAAGACU
Lytechinus pictus (painted urchin) is the source of this 2972-nucleotide messenger RNA. RefSeq names its product zinc finger homeobox protein 2-like. The coding region runs from base 417 to 2015 and encodes 532 amino acids. Gene Ontology annotation, biological process: regulation of transcription by RNA polymerase II. Gene Ontology annotation, molecular function: DNA-binding transcription factor activity, RNA polymerase II-specific; sequence-specific double-stranded DNA binding. The transcript is spliced from 4 exons. Gene Ontology annotation, cellular component: nucleus. NCBI's taxonomy places the organism in Eukaryota, Metazoa, Echinodermata, Echinoidea, Temnopleuroida, Toxopneustidae. The record is from RefSeq and is a predicted model, not a curated record.